Molecule: messenger RNA, 1804 nt
Organism: Scylla paramamosain (green mud crab)
Lineage: Eukaryota; Metazoa; Arthropoda; Malacostraca; Decapoda; Portunidae
Exons: 4
Coding region: 387-1640 (417 amino acids)
Cellular component (GO): nucleus
Molecular function (GO): DNA binding
Source: RefSeq, a predicted model, not a curated record
GGAUGAGAUGGAACCCCCCCCCAUCUAAUCUCAAGCAGAAAGGAAGAGGUUCAAAAUUUAACUCCUAGAUGUCCUUCACGUCACGCAACAACGACGUCAUUGCUGUCAGCAGUGCCAGUAAUGCAUGCUCAGUGCUCCUUGUGCUUCUGAGUGGAGGUUUGUUCUUUUACGUAGUGCUGAUGUUAUAUGCGCAAGAUGCCUCGAAAAUAUGUAAGAGUUAGUAGCAGAGGGGAAUGGACUGAGGCAGCUAUGGAAAGAGCAAUAGCUGCAGUUAGAGGAAAAAAACAUGGGCUUGAAGAAAGCUUCAAAAAGAAUUCAACGUGCCUAAGGGUACAGUCGGGCGCCGUGCCUGUGACAAGAAUAAGACAGCAACUGGAUCCACUAAGAUGCUUGGCCCUAUCAGGACUGUAUUCAAUGCUGCACAAGAGGCAGAGUUGGUGACUCACAUUUUGUCAAUGGAGGCUCGAUUUUUCAAACUGACUACACGGGAUGUUCGCUACAUUGCCUUCCAUGCAGCAAGGAGAAAUAAUGUGGACCACAAAUUUAACAAAGAGGUUGGACUGGCGGGUAAGGACUGGCUACUGGGAUUCCAUCGCCGUCAUCCACAACUUGUAAUUCGAACCCCAAAAGCAACUUCUGCUGCAAGAACAAAAUUAUUCAACCCCAGAAACGAUGGCAAGUUCUUUGACAUUUCAUCCUUAGCGCAAGCAGACCAUUUUUUUUUUUUUUUUUUCCUCUGCACAGGAUUUUCAAUGUCGAUGAGACAAGUGUUACAACGGUGCAAAAUUCUAAUUUUGCCACCACACUGUAGUCACCGAAUGCAACCACUGGAUGUUUCCUUCAUGAAACUGUUGGAUGCCUACUAUGUGAAGGCUGUUGAAACAUUGCUCACAAACAGUCCUGGCAGGCAGGUGACCGUCUACAAACUAAGUGCAUUAUUCGGAGAGGCCUAUCUACAGGCUGCUGUUCCAAAUACAGCCAUCAGUAGUUUUAGGAAAACGGGAAUUUUUCCAUUGAACAGCCAGGUUUUUGGCGAAGCUGACUAUUUACCUGCCCACCCAACAGAUAUUCCAUUCGAAGGUGAGCAAGAAGAGGAAGAUCUAGACGAACCAGUUGCCCAGUCAAUCAUGGCCCUGGAGAAUGAAUCUGACUUGGAAGCUGUUGAGCCAGAAAAUUCCAGUGUUUUGGUGCCAAAAGUUGCUCGGAGACUGUUCAAGCCAGGUAGUUCACCCCAGGACAUAAUUCCCUUGCCAAAGGUGGCCACAACUGUACGAAAGAAGAGAGCCAGGCCCCAAGGGCGACCUCUUGUUUUGACACCAUCUCCGUAUAAAACAGAGUUAGAAUCAGAAACUCAAAAGAAAAAGGAAAAAGACUUUGCUAUACCACAGAAGCGCCGAGGGAGAGAAGACAAGAAGAAAAAGGAACUGGCAAUGUCUGCAUCAAACAAACAACCUAACAAAAAGACAACAAAACAGAAAAAAGCAAAGCAAGUAAAAGCUGGACCUUCCUGGUCUCAAGACAGUGAUAGCUACAGUGAAGAUGGAAAGUCAACUGAAUGUUUGUACUGCAAUGACACACUUGGUGAUUCUGAGAGGAGAAGGGUGGGUUUGUUGUGCUAUUUGCAAACGCUGGGCUCAUGAGCAAUGAGCGGGGAUAGAUGAUGAUGAGGAAGAGGUUUUUGUGUGUGAUUUGUGCCAGUAAGGAUUUGCUACUUCAUGUUCAGUUCGAGGGGCAAGAUGGACCCCUGAGGUCCAUCUUAUCCCGUCAUUUUGUUUUUGGUCCAAUAAAACUUUUGAUUUUGUAA